AACCAUAGACGUUGAUAAAACGUUUCAGGGGGGCAGAUUUGUUUGCAACCCUCCACCGACGGGCUCUCGCAUCUCGCAUGAAUGGAAAGAUAUUUGAUGUAAAAGCCUAAAGCUGGGAAUGGAAACCGGAUAAAGGGAUUCAUUUUAGUCGUGUGUGUCGAUUGAACGUUGUGUCAGUUUUCCCUCCGUUGAGGUGUAAAGUGUUAGUGGAUAAAGCGGAAGCUAAGUGAGUGUUAGCCCGAGCAGAAACGGGUCGAGACGAUGCUGGAGCUGCCGGUGGAAAAACAGAUCUUUUACGCCGUCUUGGGCUUCUCCUGGACGGUGUAUCUGUGGGAGGCGUACCUGUCCUACAGACAGAGGAGGAUAUACAGGUCAACAACACAUGUGCCACAGGAACUGGGAAAGAUCAUGGAUGCUGAAACUUUUGAGAAGUCCCGCCUUUAUCAGCUGGAUAAAAGCAACUUUGGCUUUUGGUCGGGGCUUUAUUCUGAAACUGAAGGCACGCUGAUCCUGCUUCUGGGCGGAAUCCCCUUUCUAUGGGAUGUCGCUGGUUCUGUGAUGGUUCGCGCCGGAUUCAGUCCAGAGUACGAGAUCACCCAGUCCCUGGUGUUUUUGACCCUUGCCACCCUCUUCAGUGCCAUAACGGGACUUCCUUGGAAUUUGUACAACACAUUUGUCAUUGAGGAGAAGCACGGCUUUAAUCAGCAGACGUUGGGGUUCUACCUAAAGGAUGCUGUAAAGAAGUUUGUUGUGACCCAGUGUAUCCUGCUGCCUGUGACUUCACUGCUCCUGUACAUUAUUAAGAUCGGUGGAGACUAUUUCUUCAUCUAUGCUUGGCUGUUCACCCUGGCUGUGUCUCUGGUACUUGUAACCAUCUAUGCUGAUUACAUUGCUCCUUUAUUUGACAAGUUCACCCCAUUGCCUGACGGAGAGUUAAAGACAGCUAUUGAGGCUAUGUCCAAAAGUAUAAGCUUCCCUCUCACUAAAAUUUAUGUAGUUGAAGGUUCCAAGCGCUCGUCUCACAGCAACGCUUACUUUUAUGGGUUUUUCAAGAACAAACGUAUUGUGCUGUUUGAUACACUCUUAGAAGACUACUCACCCCUCAACAAGGCUGGAGAGCCGCAGCCCGAGCAACCAGAGAAUGAUGAGGCAUCGAUCGAGUCAAAAGCCAAGCCAAAGAACAAGAAACAAGGAUGCAACAACCCAGAGAUCCUUGCUGUUUUGGGUCAUGAGCUUGGCCACUGGAAGCUUGGACACACUGUCAAGAACAUUGUCAUUAGUCAGAUGAAUUCGUUCCUGUGUUUCUCCCUCUUUGCUGUUCUGAUUGGUCGCAAGGAGCUGUUUGUAGCUUUUGGAUUCAAUGAGAGCCAACCGACAUUAAUAGGCCUGAUGAUUAUCUUCCAGUUCAUCUUUUCUCCUUACAAUGAGCUCCUCUCCUUCUGUCUGACAGUCCUGAGUCGCAGAUUUGAGUUCCAGGCAGAUGCUUUCGCUCGCGCAAUGGGCAAAGCCUCAGAGCUCUACUCUGCUCUCAUCAAGCUCAACAAGGACAACCUGGGCUUUCCAGUUGCAGACUGGUUGUUCUCCAUGUGGCACUACUCCCACCCUCCUCUCCUCGAGCGCCUCAGAGCGCUGGGUAAUGUCAAGCAAGACUGACGGGGCUGGCAGGAGGAGCGGCGACCGCUGCCUCCUCCGAAGGGCUUCCGCAGACCUCUUCUGGUCCUGUGAAGCACCCCCAUGUUUUUUUUUUUCUACCCAUCAGUCCCCCACCAUCUAGUUUUAUCUUCUUUUAGCAUUUUCUUCACAUGAAAUUCUUUAAAUUUUGUUCUCUUUGGACCUUUUUGUUUUGAACAAAACCAAAACAUCAGUACAAGGCAAACUAAAAAGCAUUAGCUUUUACUCUUCUUUUUUUAAACCACCUGUUAUGCACUUGCUGUGAAGGUACACCUGGACUUUUUUUUAAGAAAAACUGUUGUCAUUGCACAGAUGGGGUUUUGCAGAUUGACCUGAUAGUUCUGUUUUGAAAAUCAGUUAAUUUUACAUGAUUUGAAUCUUUUUUUUUUUUUUUUUUUUGUCUGAGUUAAAAAAAAAAAAAAAGAAUCAAAGACCAUGAUCAUUUUAAGACAUCUUUCUGGAUAAAAGACCUUACUAUUAUGUCAACAUGACAUCCAACUGUUGAUAAAAUAGGAGAUUUUUAUUUUAGAAAUACUACGCCUUGAGUUUUAUUGAUUUAGCAUAUAAAACAACUUCUUAUUCUUACAGAAGACAAUGCUUUUUACAGAUACACAGGCCAGAUUUUGAUAAGUCCUUCAAGUACAACUGUUGUGUCUUGAGCAGUUUUACGAGUGCCUCUUAUUAUCUUUUUGUUCUGAUAUUGAAAAGAACAGUGCUGAUAAUUUCAUUUGAAAUUAAAUUUGACUUGUGAUAUUUUUUUUCCCCCACUUUUUUUUUUCCAUGAUAAGUGGGGAUUUUUUUUUCUUUCUAAAGCGCUCGCUUGACACCCAGGGUCCAACCAUAUUUGUGUAUAUAUGUAUCUUUAUUGAUUUGAGUUGGGAUGUAUAAAUUGAACUUGAAGAAAAAGAAUUGUUGAAUGGGGUUUAAAAUUUUAAGUUGGGGCAGUAUUUUGUUUGUUCUCUUGGUUUAGGCCCAGAGUUUCCUGGUGAGCAAAAUAUUUAUAGGGGACUUUGGGGAGGGGAGUCAACACAGUUCCUAUCACCACAUGAGCUGGGGUUUGUUUUGUUCAGAAGGAAUCGUUUGCUUUCGCUGCAGAGAUGAAUAAAAUUCCACAAAGCAUUCACCUCAUUCUAGUUCUCGUUUUGAUUGGGAUGUGCAAUUUAAGACUAAAUGAGGCUGUAUUUUGUGAUGCAAUCAUGACAGGAAGGCUCCUGCUUUGUACAGAUAACGAUGUAAUUCAUCAAUGCAGCAUGAUGUGCAUUAGAUUAAAACCAGCAAUGAAUUAAAAAAACUGCGGGCACAUUUUCAUUGAUUUACUCAUCUCUUUGAAUGCAUCUGAAUGUACACAUUUUUCAACAACUACUAGCUAAGAACUGAAAUAAUCUUUCAUGAAACCAUUUUAUUUUUUAACUCUUAAAUAUACAGUUAGUCAUU
Molecule: messenger RNA, 3105 nt
Organism: Cololabis saira (Pacific saury)
Lineage: Eukaryota; Metazoa; Chordata; Actinopteri; Beloniformes; Belonidae
Gene: zmpste24
Product: zinc metallopeptidase, STE24 homolog
Exons: 9
Coding region: 262-1653 (463 amino acids)
Biological process (GO): CAAX-box protein processing
Cellular component (GO): endoplasmic reticulum membrane
Molecular function (GO): metalloendopeptidase activity
Source: RefSeq, a predicted model, not a curated record